AUGUUUUUAAAUUUUGUUUAUUUAUUUAUGGCUGUGCUGGGUCUUUGCUGCUAUGCGGGCUUUUCUCUAAGUAUGGAGAGCUGGAGCUACUCUCUAGGGUGUGUGGGCUCAGUAGCUGUGGUUCGUGGGCUUAGUUGCUCCAUGGCAUGUGGGGUCUUCAUGGAUCUUCCUGGAUCAGGGAUAGAACCUGUGCCUCCUGCAUGGGCUGGCAGAUUCUUUACCCCUGAGCCACCAGGGAAGCCCAAUGGGGUGCUAUUUUUUUUGUGUUUUUUUAGUUCUACCACUUUAUUGCUAUCAACCCAUCUCCCUCCACCCUCGUGCUCACAUGCUCAGUCAUGUAAUCCCAUGGACUUCAGACUGCCAGACUCCUCUGUCCAUGGACUUUUCUAG
Messenger RNA from Rangifer tarandus platyrhynchus (Svalbard reindeer), 390 nucleotides. The record is from the annotation of a GenBank genome assembly. NCBI's taxonomy places the organism in Eukaryota, Metazoa, Chordata, Mammalia, Artiodactyla, Cervidae.